Homalodisca vitripennis (glassy-winged sharpshooter) is the source of this 659-nucleotide messenger RNA. RefSeq names its product bolA-like protein 3. Lineage: Eukaryota; Metazoa; Arthropoda; Insecta; Hemiptera; Cicadellidae. The transcript has 4 exons. The record is from RefSeq and is a predicted model, not a curated record. The coding region runs from base 175 to 540 and encodes 121 amino acids.
GUCAUAUGCUAAUUGCAAAUGGCAAUGUUUACCUUUUUACAACCAUCCAUAGUAACAGUGUCAUAACCUUUGACUUGUGAAUUGAAUUAUAAUGUUAACAUUUAAUUGGUUUGUAAAAUUAAAUUAACAAUUUUUAAAAAUAAAUUGCGGGUUUGUUUAAAUUUUUACUGUAAAAUGUACCGAUUUUUGAACUUUUUUAUUUUAAAGAACUUGUCACGGCAGCCUCUCAAGAGACCAGCACAAAUUACUCAGAUCUCAAAGUGGUUAUCAGAUCAUACUGGAAAAUCAAGCCAAACAUUUCCAGUUGAAAGUAAACUCCAAGACAUCCUCAGAAAGAAUUUUCCAUUAGCAGAAUACAUUGAAGUGCGGGAUGUUUCAGGAGGAUGUGGAGCAAUGUUUGAAAUAUCUGUGAUAACUAAAGAGUUCAAAGGUCUGACAAUGGUAAAACAACACAGAUUGAUAAAUGAGGCUUUGAAAGAAGAAAUAAAAGACAUGCAUGGACUUCGAAUAUACACAUCAUUACCUUCAAAAUCUAGUUGAUGCUCCUAGGGGUGCUGCUUUGAACGUUCAUAAACUACUUAAGUAGAUGGAUUUGUUUGAAUUUUCAUUACAAAUAUGCCAAAAUUCAAACAAUAGUGUAAAUAUAUUACUUGUUAUUU